AUGUCUGACGAGGUUAUUUGGCAGGUUAUCAACCACCAGUUCUGCGCCUUCAAGAUCAAAACAACCACGAACCAGAACUUUUGCAGGAACGAAUACAAUGUGUCUGGUUUGUGUAAUCGUCAAUCGUGUCCACUUGCAAAUGCUCGUUAUGCAACCGUGAAAAAUGUAGAUGGGAAACUAUACUUGUAUAUGAAAACAGCCGAGAGAGCACACAUGCCAUCGAAAUGGUGGGAGAGGAUCCGUCUUCUGAAAAACUAUAAUAAAGCUCUUGAACAAAUAGAUGGACGAUUGCAAUAUUGGCAAAAAUUCUUGAUCCACAAGUGCAAACAGAGAUUAACAAGGUUGACCCAGGUGGCCAUUACCGAGAGGAGACUAGCAUUAAAGGAGGAGGAGAGACACUACGUUGGUGUGAAACCAAAGGUCAAGAGAAGAGAGGAAAAUCGUGAACGUAAGGCACUUGCAGCCGCCAAGAUUGAGAAGGCCAUCGAAAAAGAAUUACUUGAAAGAUUAAAGAGUGGAGCUUAUGGUGACAAGCCAUUGAAUGUAGAUGAAAACAUCUGGAAAAAAGUUCUUGGGAAGGUUGACGAAGCUGAAGACGAGGAAGAGGAAUUUGAUGAUGAGGACGAAGUUGAUCUUAUUAGUGAUGACGAGAGUGAUGUGGGUGAGGUUGAAUAUGUUGAAGAUGAUGGAGAGGAUGAGUUGGUUGAUUUGGAAGACUUGGAACAGUGGCUUGGAGACUCGUCAGAAGAUUCGGAAUCUGAUAGCAGUGAUGACGAAGUAAGUGGUGGAAAGCGGAAGGCACCAGAAUCUAAUGAGAAGAGAAAGAGACGUCCAAGAGUGGAAAUAGAAUACGAACAGGAGCAAGAACGAGAGCCGUUGACCAACAUAGCGACUUCGUAA
Meyerozyma guilliermondii ATCC 6260 is the source of this 900-nucleotide messenger RNA. RefSeq names its product ribosome biosynthesis protein (gene MAK16). Gene Ontology annotation, cellular component: preribosome, large subunit precursor; nucleolus. The transcript has a single exon. Gene Ontology annotation, biological process: maturation of 5.8S rRNA; maturation of LSU-rRNA. Lineage: Eukaryota; Fungi; Ascomycota; Pichiomycetes; Serinales; Debaryomycetaceae. The record is from RefSeq and is a predicted model, not a curated record. The coding region runs from base 1 to 900 and encodes 299 amino acids.